Molecule: messenger RNA, 3032 nt
Organism: Symbiodinium necroappetens
Lineage: Eukaryota; Dinophyceae; Suessiales; Symbiodiniaceae
Source: the annotation of a GenBank genome assembly
GUCCGCCCCACAAUGCCGGGGAAUGGAAUCAACACAGGGUCCGAGGUGGACUUCCCCGCUGUUGCCUUUUACUGCCAGGCCUCAGUCGGAGAGUUUGAUCUGCAUACGGUGCAACAGGCAGUUGCCAAAGAGUUGCGCAUUUCAAAGGGCCUCCAGGGCAUGCUGAUUAUGGGAGAAUGCCAUACAGACCAGCCGCACUUGAAGGUGUCCUGGUCUGACACAGUCGAGGAAUCUCGCCUUUGCUUUCGCCGAGGAGCCAUCCGUACAAAGGACCGCUGGGCCUUCAAUGCUGCUUUCACCCGAAUUCGGGGCUUUGUGGAUUGGCUGCAGGACAGUGACUGCCUGGACACCCGUCGCAGCAUAGGGAACCUCAGUUGUCCUCGACACGUCGUGUCCUCCUCCUGGGCACGAGAGAAGGGAGUUGCUGGCAUUCCCGUCAUGAACUUGCAUCCGGCUCAUUUCCUAUACCAGGGAUGGAACAGUUACUGGCUUCGAUGGAUCGCCAGCGGGAAAGAGGCCUACUUUGUAGUGGCCCGCACGAAGGCUGAAAUGGUUUUGGCUGGUGAGCUCUUAUCACAAAUUCGGUCUCAAGGUUUGGACAUCGAUGCCGCCGCCACCAACCAUGCAGUGCAAGCACAAACUUCCCAGGUACCUACGGAAACAGAUUACGAGUCACAAGCCAGAAUUCGCGAGCUUGAAGGUAAAAACCUGCGACAGUUACCCUUGCAGUUCAGCCCCGGCUUCAAUCUUGGCACCCCUGUCAAGCGUGAGCUUAAAGCCUGGAUCAGCUCCUUGACCUUGAAUGAUGCCGACGAUUUCCUGGCAAAAAUUCGCAGGCUCAUAGCCGUUGGCUCCUACAUGGAGCAGCAGACGCAAGCCGCCGCCAAAGCUUUUCGAUGCCUCAUCGGCGGCAUUGCUCCCGAUCUUUUGCAUUUGGAGUUUUCCAGCUGUUGCGUGGUUCAAUGGUGCUGCGCACGGAUUGCCAUACAUGAAGCACACCGGACCCUACCUGACACCCAUGUGCUGAGAGGCGUGUUCCGUGCCCUGGCCAUCCUACCAGGCUAUCCCAGCUUUCAACAAUUUUGUGCCGAGUCAGUUUUGUACAUCCGCUUCUCUCCUGUGAAGAAGCACGCCAAACUUUUCUAUGUGGGCAGCACGGAGAAAUCUGUGAUGGUCCGAGAGCACAGCAGGUACCGCAAGUACAAACAGGUGCUCGAGGACAAGCUUGUGUCAGCGGAACUUUCCAUUCGGUUUUGGGCACAUCACCGCAACUUUUGGGACUGGUGUGUGAUUCCUGUGUCAGACACCGUAGCCAGCGAUGUCCUUCGAGGGCGUGAGCAAGCCCUCAUUCAGACAUUACAACCUCCGCUUAACUUCCCUUUUAUCGCGCGGUGGUUCUGCCCGCGUCGUGGCAUCAUCAAACCACCUGACGCCACGCACGCCCAGAAGAUCGGCCUGUGCCGUGGGCUACCAGCCCCCCUGUACGCCAUCUUCGAAAAACCUUCUUUUCGCACCAAAGAGGCCACAUGGGUGCUGCUCACCCAGCUAGGCAGCAAUACUGAGGCUUAUUUCACAGCUGCCAAACGCCUGAGGGGAACUGAGUUCAGUUACCCCGCGCUGUGUGCCCUUCACCGCAUGGCCAAGCAUCUGUCUGCCUACAUGGCACCCAACGCGCUACGCGCUAUCGCUUCUGCUCUCAAAUUUCGAGGUUUUCUCCCUCCCAAGGGGCACCGACCAUUGCGAGUGCCGUUUCUCUCUCACGAGACCUACCGCAAGGACCUCAGAGCAUGCAUGAGGGCCUACAUCUCUGAGUGCAUUCAUGCCGUCACUCCCUUUCAUGUGCCAAAGACCACCGUGGUCUUCCCCCGUCACCCACGCAUUGCUCAGGUAUUACUUAACCAUCAGGAUGCACUGAAGCAGUGGGCAGCACGCAGGGAACCCACAUGCAAGUGUGACAUCACUCGGAAGUAUGCGCCCAGGGGUACGGAGUUCACCAAAUCUCUCAGCACCCUUGAGAAGCAGAUAGCUAGUGGCUCGACCACUGACACCUUCUUCCCUGACAAAGCACAGCUUCGCACUCAAUUUUUCGAGGGUUGGUCGAACUGGUGCAAGACCAAUGCGUUGCCAGGCCCACCACGCGGCCUUGCCGUCUUUUUUCAGCAGGUUUGGGACAAACAUCUAACGCAGGCGUACGCGCUACCAAAGCGCAAGAAAGACUUUGCGUCGGGACGACCGAUUGUUUCUUUUAUUGAUGCUUUUAUGAGACCUUUGCUGGAGGCCUUUUCUAGAGGCGACGUUUACGAACUCCUCAGUCAGGUUCGCGACUUCUUCCAAUCCGGCACCACGGCGCAGUUACACUGCCGAAACCAGGACCUGGCCGGGUUCUUCAACUCCAUCUCCCAGUCUCAAUUCUUGCAGGCUUGGCGCAUCACACUUGAGUUUUACAGGCAGAGACAUGGGGUCCGACCAGACACUACUUUCUCGGUCAAUCUAAAAGAACAUGCUCAGCAGCUGCGAGUUUUUCGCGGAAAACGCCGCACCCGGGCUUCCCGGCAGGUUACCAUUUGGUUCGAAGACCUGCCAACCAUCAUCCGACACGCUCUCGCACUGCAGCACUUCCAAGUCUCAACACGAGGCUUCCGCCAAUGCUUCGUUUCGCCGAUGGGGUCUCGCCUAUCACCUGCCUUGUGCGGCAUGGUCAUCGCUGCGCAAGAAGAGAUUUGGCGACGCACCUUCAGCAUCACUUGCUCCAACAUGAACCAGGCCUUGCUCAGCCUGAGAUAUGUUGACAACCGUCUUUGGAUCUCUGAAAGCAGGUUUGAGCAGCUCCUGGGAAUUCGACUACUGCUCAAUAAUCAUUUCUACGGCGGUUCAAUCAUUUUCGAAGAUGAACCUGCCUACGAUUUCGUGGGUUUCUCCCUCGACUUUGAGCAACGCCGCAUUCUUUACAAUCGGGCAUGCCAGGUAGUCAACGUGUCUUCGUCGGAGCCAGCGGAUGGGCCCACCCUUCCAGAGAGCCCCACUGCACGCAG